Arabidopsis thaliana (thale cress) is the source of this 1716-nucleotide messenger RNA. RefSeq names its product bacteriophage N4 adsorption B protein. The record is from RefSeq and is marked reviewed. Bases 186 to 1520 code for a protein of 444 amino acids. The transcript is spliced from 4 exons. Lineage: Eukaryota; Viridiplantae; Streptophyta; Magnoliopsida; Brassicales; Brassicaceae.
GCGACUAAAGCCUUGGAGAAGAGGUUUCUCUUUUUUCUCUCCUCCUCAGUAUAUAUCUAAUCUCUGUUUGCUCUUUUUUCGCACCAUGUCAUAUCAAUCUACCAUCAAUCGAUCGUCUCUUCUUCCUCCGUCUGCGUUGAUCUUUUCGUUUCGUCUUCUCCGAUUGAUGCUCUGUCGCGAGAGUCAUGCCUACAUUUUCUGCUGCCGCUUUGGGUAGAUCACUAAAUUCAGGGACGUCCUUAUCUAGUAAAUUUCCAAGCACACUGCAGUCAAAGCCGUCUAUUUUGAAUGAUGAAAGUAAGCAACCUAAAGAAAAGACAUUCACUCGUCCUCAGAUGUCACCUUCUCUAUAUGCCACUACUAAAGAAAUCCCUCAUCCCAAUUCGCCUUCUUCCUACCCUCCAUCUCCCUAUAUCAUCAAUCACAAAGCUCGUGGGCCUGUUCUUUUCAAUAGGGACUCUGAGGUGGAUGGGCCUUCUCACCCGAUAACCUCUGGUGAGGAAAAGAUUAGUGGUAAUGUAGAUGUGGAGGCUACUGCCUCCUUGAGCAAGUCCACAUCCCUAUCAUUUCCUAUCACCGAGGCUAUUGCGGUGGAUCACACCAAUGGUGUUCACACCCAAGGCAUCCAUGAACGUCCUGUUUGGGAUUGCAGUCCCCCUCUUGGGACAUUUUUGAACGAGAAGUCGGGAAGAGAUAUCAGCAAUGGUGGGAUUGGAAGUAAUAAUGCUACCAGUAAUUUAGAAUGGCAAAGUUACUUAUUGGAGCCGGUAAGAAUAAAAGCAGACAAGGAGCUUGAGCCUGAAAAUUUCUAUAACCCAGGUGAAUUAGUAAGCUUCACAAGUAACACAGAGGUAGAAGAUUUCGAGAGAGCUGAAAGCUCACACAGUCUUGCUACACAUGUUGGAGAGUUUUAUGAUGCUUGCGAUGAACUAUCAACUGACAGUGGAAUGCAGAGUUCAGCUAACAACAUUGAAUCUGAGGUAAGGGAGAUGAGAUUGGGUUUACUAAUGGAAAUCGAAAGGAGGAGGCAGGCAGAGGCGACUCUAGAGCAAAUGCAAGUUCAUUGGCGGAGGCUCCGUGACCAGUUGGCCGAUGUGGGUAUGUUCCUUCCUCUUGAUCCCACCAGAAGCCAAUACAGCAUGAACCUAGCUGAUGAGCUACGUUGUCAACUUGAGGUCACCAGGUUUGUCUCCGACACACUAGGCAGUGACUUGGCCAAGACAGAGGUAGAGAUGGAGAUGGAAGCUGAGCUCGAAGCUAAGAACUUUGAAAUCACCCGGUUGUCUGACCGUCUUCAUUAUUACGAGACUGUGAACCAGGAAAUGUCCCAGCGCAACCAAGAGGCCAUAGAGGUGGCAAGGCGAGACGGGCAAAAGAGAAAGAGGAGGCAGAGGUGGAUUUGGGGAUCAAUAGCUGCAACCAUCACACUCGGGAGUGGAGUCUUGGCCUGGUCGUACCUUCCUCCCGGAAUGUUAUCAUCAGAUGAAGCUCAACCUCAGCUGUCUCCAAAAGAUUCAUAAUGAGGUUGAAUCAAAGCUUCAGGCCUUGUGAAUAAAAAUAGGAAAAUGGGUUUUGUUUUAACCUUUUCUAGAGAAUGUAUAGAACAUUCAUGAUGACGACAUAACUCAGCUUCAUACGAUCAAGGUCAUACCAAUUUGGUUCUGUUUGUGUCGCUUAUUGACUUGCAAUGUUAUUAUUAGCCAGAAGUUCCGUGCC